Colletotrichum higginsianum IMI 349063 is the source of this 2706-nucleotide messenger RNA. RefSeq lists its product as uncharacterized. Bases 1 to 2706 code for a protein of 901 amino acids. The transcript has 2 exons. NCBI's taxonomy places the organism in Eukaryota, Fungi, Ascomycota, Sordariomycetes, Glomerellales, Glomerellaceae. The record is from RefSeq and is a predicted model, not a curated record.
AUGACCCCACAAAGUAUCAUCGGAAUCAUGGACUCAGAGCAAGAGGACAUAGUAUCUCGGCCCGCAGCCCAGGACCGGUGCAGCCUGCCUUUGGGGGAUGAGCCUGCCGAUGGCUACGCUUUUUUGGCACCGGCAGCUGGCAACAACACCAAUGUCGCCAAUCCUUCGCCACAUGACAAACCCUUCUGGUACAGAAUACGACAACACUACCGUCAGGACAUGAAGCCCAUCGAGCGUCGUCGCUAUUUCCAAUUCAUCCUCCACGACAUCAAAAACGAACUCCACGAAGGAGACACCCUGGUAUUCGUCGACUUCCCUCCACAUACACAGCUGUCACAGAGAGCCGACUGUUUCUGCUACGCUUGGAACUCUGUCCAGUUUCGUAUGCACUCCGAAGGACUUCUGGGCACCGGCUCCUCCAAGUUUGCCGAGAUGCUGAAUCCCACGUACCAGUUCCGUAUUCGGCGUCGACGAAAGCUUGUCAAUAAUCUUCCCGAUGGCGUCAAGUACGUCUUGGACCUUACACCUCCUACCGAGGGUGACGAACUCGUCUUCCAGAUGACCGAGGUGUCGCUGACCCCAGGCAUUAUCACCUGGUGGACUGCCACUAGUAAGCACGGCGUCGGCAGCAAUGCUGUAUCUGGCCACGACGAUGUCUGCUCUUGCUGGAGGAACCGAGAAUCGAAAAAGUCCGGGGAAGUCGACGUGACCCUUGAAAACAUUUCGGCAAAUGAACCCAAGCGCGAUAAAAACCGGGACAAUUUGCAGAGUCUCCGCGAGGCCACGCCCCAGACUGGCAGACCCAUACAGCAAGCACCCACGCCGAUAAUGGAUUUGGCAGCCAAGGUACUAGUGAAGAAGUCCAAGGGCGACUUCGACGCCGACCCGGUUCCAGCCUACCGACAGAUCCCCGACUACUGCCCCGUCCGCCACCGCGUCAACAUCCUUCGUCUCAUGUAUCUUAUCUCAGACAAGUGUGUCUUCCUUGACUCGGCACCGAGUGUAUGGACAUUGGUGGCAGUGGCCAAAAUUCUAGACUGCACGAGCGUGGUGCGCGGCCCCUUUCUCCAUUGGUUCAUGAGCCCCAACAACACCAUGUUCCUUGAAGUAUUGCCUGAGGAGAGCCUCCAGAUUGGGGUGGCCUUGCAGUUGGCCGAUAUUACACGCUCGGCCUUCCGAAUCUUGGUCAACGAACUUGCCCUCGAGGAGGCCGCUGAGCCCAACGGCACACCCAAGGCAGCGGCAUACACCGUAUUUGGACGCAAGCGUCACGACCCCGGCGACGAUCUGAACAACAUCAUACAGCACGCGUCCCGGGCUAUGGUCGAGCGUGUGUCGCGUUCAGUCAACCAACUGGUCAGCGAGACAAUCUUUGAUGACCUGCAACUUGCCGAAUGGCUUCGGCUACGGAACAUUAUUGGCAUGCUCUCUAGCUGCCCCGACGACCCGAUGUUCCAGAGGGCCAAGAACACUGCGCUCAUCCUUGCUGAGUCGUUGAAAGCCGCGUGGAAGGAACAUGUGGUGUGUAUCUUGCUCGAGAAACCUCUCGACGCCAAUCAUCUGACUGGCGCCGAUAACCAACUCGCCACUUACAUUGAUGUGCGGCAUUUCAACCGUCUUGAUGUUGUGUACAAGCAACUGAAUGACGUGCAGAAAGCUCUGUGCUCGUUCAUGUACAAGGCUGUCGCCAACAAGUGGCUUGGUUUUGCCAGCAUCUUUCCCUCGAGCUGCUUGCAGCCCAGUUUCUCCCGUCUGGCUACUGACCUCUGGGUUCUCCUCAUCGAUAUCUUGAAAUCCCGUCCCGACUUGGCAACAGACCCUGCUUGGGAAGCCCUUUUGGACCUGCCGCACGACGUCACCGCUGUCAUUAACCCGGGUUCCAUUUUUCUUUUGGAGACUGACGCCGCGAAGCACGUAUUCGACCUCCAGGCGUUGGAAACUCCGCUCCGCGCUUUCCUCGAGCCCUUUUCCCACGAAUACGCUCGUAUCGACUUCGAGAUCAAGAUGAAGAUGACGCCGCACCUAUUGCUUAUUCUUCACCAAGACGAAUUCAAGUUCCUGCCACUCUGGGCUGGCGGCAACGACGACGGCACCGGUGGCGUCUUUGAGCAUUCCCUGCCACCUGCUGAUUAUGGACCAGUGGGACCGGGUCCGGUUUACCACACCGGCGCAACAAUUCCUUCGGAAACAUCCAGUACGGCAGGCUCAGUGAACAGCGUGCUGCGACAGCUUCGCUUGGAAGGGGGAAGCACCAUUGGCCCUGGCAGCGUCGACGUCCAGGAUGGAAUUUCGACCGUUUUCAAUCCCAACAAAGUGGUGGUUGACGAAAAGUCGAUCUACACGGAAUCGUUCACAGAUGGAGACUCAGACUACGGCAACGCCAGAUCUGCCGUUCCUGUGGAUUGCCAGACCAUGGCCCAAACAACCGGCAUUAUGGUCCUCGAAGAAGAGACAACCGAGCACUCGGACAUCGAUACCAGCGUCAACCUCGAGACUGACGACGAUGAUGACAUGGACGGAGUCAUGAUGGAGACGAGCCCUGAGGAUAGCCGCUUGCGAGACAACACCCAUGAACAUGUCGUCAGCAGCGUCGGUGCCCCGGCCUUGCUUGCGUCUGGGAGCCAGCGGUCCUCAACUACACCCUCAAUCACGAACGUUUCAUUGGGUUCUCUUCUUGACGAAGACUAUGAUACGGUCAUGAUUUGA